This is a messenger RNA of Scleropages formosus (Asian bonytongue), 3272 nucleotides long. It is a transcript of the gene fut8b, whose product is annotated as fucosyltransferase 8b (alpha (1,6) fucosyltransferase). Gene Ontology annotation, molecular function: glycoprotein 6-alpha-L-fucosyltransferase activity; protein binding. The record is from RefSeq and is a predicted model, not a curated record. Gene Ontology annotation, cellular component: Golgi cisterna membrane. Bases 630 to 2375 code for a protein of 581 amino acids. The transcript is spliced from 10 exons. NCBI's taxonomy places the organism in Eukaryota, Metazoa, Chordata, Actinopteri, Osteoglossiformes, Osteoglossidae. Gene Ontology annotation, biological process: protein N-linked glycosylation.
GGAGGCUCGCGCUCGCACGGCCGCAGUACCGCAGUCUGCCGGUAGGGUGCGCGCAGCAGCUCCGCGUCAAAAUGAGUGUCCCCGGAGCUCCAGUCGGCAGUGACUGUUGAGGUUACAGCCUUCCCAGUUCCUGUUUCCGCCACAGCCUCUCGCCACAUUUCUCCUCCGCUGCCUAUAGGAAAGGCUGCAGGCUUCGGACGCGGAGGAGCGGCGGCGGUUCCGUGCAGGGAGGAGCGGACGGAAGAAUCUGGAGGAGGACGGGGAGCCAGGGAGGCCACCGGGAGGCCGGGUCGUCGCAGAUGGCCGGGGCGGAGCCGUAGACCCACGGCGCAUUCGCGAGGACAAAGAGAGGGGUGGAUCAGCAAGCGGUUGAAGAGGCCAAGGAUGAGGCAACAGCUGGCACCAAUAGAAAGGCCAUGAGUUAAUAGGGGGGUGGGGAGAAAGUGCACCGAGCGACGACCCACCCCAGGCGUUUAUCUGAACCCCACCCUGCUAUCCCCUCUCGAGCUGUGGUCCUUCCCCUGCCACCCAGCCUCCUCCACCCUCCCCCGCAGCAGCGAGGAUGCCCCUGGAUGUAGCCUUGUGACAGCAACGCGCUCAACCCUCGACCGUGCCCACUUGGGGGAAAGAUGCGCCCGUGGGCAGGCUCCUGGCGCUGGGUGGCGCUGGUGCUGCUGGCCUGGGGCACGCUGCUCUUCUACAUCGGCGGCCACUUGGUGCGCGACAACGAGCAUCCCGAGCGCUCCAGCCGUGAGCUCUCCAGGAUCCUGGCCAAGCUGGAGCGCCUCAAGCAGCAGAACGAGGACCUGCGGCGAAUGGCCGAGUCCCUCAGGAUUCCGGAGGGGCAGGCCGAGGUGGGCCCCGCAGCAGCCGGACGCCUCCGCACCCUGGAGGAGCAGCUGAUGCGAGCCAAGGAAAAGAUCGACAACUUCCAGAGGCGGUCCGUGGAUGCAGGUCCGGGGAAGAACCAAGAAGUCCUGCGCAGGAAGAUCGAGAACGGCGUGCGGGAGCUGUGGUACUUCGUGCGCAGCGAGGUGAAGAAGCUGAGCCACCUGGAGCCGGCCGAGCUGCAGAGACACACGCACAUCCUGCUGGAGGACCUGGGUCACCAGCAGAGGUCCAUCAUGACGGACCUGAACUACCUCAGCCAGGCAGACGGUGCUGGGGAAUGGAGGGAGAAGGAGGCCAAGGACCUGUCCGAUCUCGUCCAGAACCGGAUCACUUACCUGCAGAACCCGCCAGACUGCAGCAAGGCGCGGAAGCUCGUGUGCAACAUUAACAAGGGCUGCGGCUACGGCUGCCAGCUGCACCACGUGGUCUACUGCUUCAUGAUCGCCUACGGCACGCAGCGCACCCUCAUCCUGGAGUCCCACAACUGGCGCUAUGCCCCCGGCGGCUGGGAGACCGUCUUCCGGCCCGUCAGCGACACCUGCACCGACCGGGCCGGCGCCUCCACGGGUCACUGGUCGGGUGAGGCCAACGACCGGAACGUGCAGGUGGUGGAGCUGCCCAUUGUGGACAGCCUGCACCCUCGGCCCCCCUACCUGCCCCUGGCCAUUCCCGAGGACCUGGCAGACCGACUGCACCGUCUCCAUGGCGACCCCUCCGUCUGGUGGGUCUCGCAGUUUGUGAAGUACCUGAUUCGCCCGCAGGCCUGGCUGGAGAAGGAGAUUCAGCAGGCCACCACCAAGCUGGGCUUCAAGCAUCCCAUCGUUGGGGUCCACGUGCGGCGGACGGACAAGGUCGGCACAGAGGCGGCUUUCCACCCCAUAGAGGAGUACAUGGUGCACGUGGAGGAGCACUUCCAGAGCCUGGCACGGCGCAUGCGCGUCGACAAGAAGCGCGUCUACCUGGCCACCGACGACCCGUCCCUGCUGCAGGAGGCCAAGUCCAAGUACCAGGACUACGAGUUUAUCAGCGACAACUCCAUUUCCUGGUCCGCCGGACUACAUAACCGCUACACGGAGAACUCGCUAAGAGGAGUAAUCUUAGACAUCCACUUCCUGUCACAGACAGACUUCCUGGUCUGCACCUUCUCCUCCCAGGUGUGCCGCGUGGCCUACGAGAUCAUGCAGACGCUGCAUCCGGACGCUUCUUCCUACUUCCACUCGCUCGAUGACAUCUACUACUUCGGGGGCCAGAACGCCCAUAACCAAAUAGCCAUAUACCCGCACCAGCCGCGCGGCGCCGACGACAUCCCCGUGGAGCCCGGAGACAUUAUCGGGGUGGCCGGCAACCACUGGGACGGCUACUCCAAGGGCAUCAACCGCAAACUGGGCCGGACGGGCCUGUACCCCUCCUACAAGGUGAAGGAGAAGAUCGAGACGGUGAAGUACCCCACGUACCCCGAGGCAGACAAGUUGCUCCACCUAUAGGAAGAGCGAGGGGAGGAGACUUGGGCCCACGCUGGAGCACCCUCGCAAGGAGAGCCCAAAAACAUGAACCCUGAGCGAGAGGCCGCACUGCAGUUGGGAGCGUGCGGGGGGCCGCGUGCUUGUCCGUGGAGGGUCCUGACUCUGGCGCACGCGGGUCCCUUGCAGCUCCUUGGGAGCGCCUCCUUCGCUGCAUCGGGGUUGAGAAAUGAAGGAAAAAGGGAGGAAGGGUUCAGCCACCCGCCAGCACAGCCAACGACAUGAAGGGAUUGUGACUGAAGUCUUUAAGUUUAAAAAAAAAAAAAAAAAAAGGCAAAAAUAAGCAAAGACUGACUCGAGACUGAUGUCUGAUAUUGUUUGGAUCACUUCUGCGCGGGGAAAAAAAAACAUAUUUAUUUUUUACGUGUGUGUUUUUUGUUUUUGUUCCUGCGCAGAUUUUCGUUUCGUUUUUGUUUGUAUGCGUUUCUUGUUUUUUUUUUUUUUUUUCUGUUUUACCUUUCGUGCUCACCGAACGGAAAGUUCUGGCCAAAUUUUCUCACGCCCUACAGGCGUCUCCAUUAAGGAAGCAGCGUUGCUCACCUUCUCUUUCACUUGCUAUUAAUUUCACCGCUGCCACAUAGUGCUUUCACUGCGUGUUCUGAUUUUUCCCCCCCCGUGUAUGGAUGCAGACAUCCAACAUAGCUGACUGUGUAGGAAAUCACUUCCUUUUUCCUGCAUUGCGUUUUGUUUUACUCCUUUGGAUGGCAGCAGUGACAUUUGAACCUUUGGCCACCGGGCACCCUGCACAACAAUGUACUGCACAUCCUCUUUGGGCACAAAGAACAAAAGACUCCUUGGUCUUAUGACUCCAUUGUUUGUUUACCUUGAUCGUUUGUCUGCCUUUUUUUUUUUUUUUUGCAC